Molecule: messenger RNA, 4089 nt
Organism: Pseudogymnoascus destructans
Lineage: Eukaryota; Fungi; Ascomycota; Leotiomycetes; Thelebolales; Thelebolaceae
Exons: 2
Coding region: 1076-3949 (957 amino acids)
Biological process (GO): glucan catabolic process
Molecular function (GO): beta-glucosidase activity
Source: RefSeq, a predicted model, not a curated record
CCUACUUGCAUGUCUGGCAUCCAGUCUUAAAAUUGUAGGUGCGUCGAUUUACCCCCUCCUCACUUAUUUUACGGAAUGCUGGUUUCGUCGUAGUCGUCGUCGUCCGCAUCUUCGUUCUUUCACACCAAUGAUGUACUUGCGUGUAGGUAACGCAUAUACUCUCAACAGUAUAUAAGCUUUCUCCUUCCUCUAUAAUGGCUUUGUCCUCGGAGCAUAUACCUUCCAAUAUCUGGCUCUAAUUUGUCUCAUACAUUUUCUUUUCUAGCAAUGUUCCUUCUUAAUCAGAAGAACAGAUCACCUGUUUCCUCAUCGCUUUGAUGUCGGCGACUGGCUCCGCAGCUCUUAGUUUUCAGGCGACACAGACAGAUGCUUCCACGUUUCUUCCCACUCCUAUUACUACUUUUAUUACUACUCUGGUUCCUCGUACUCAGUUUGUUACAAUCGACCCCAUCACCAUUCUAGACUAGACAGUUGCAGCUAAAAUCAUUACACUCGAUAUCGCCGAAUGCAGCCCAACAGCCACGCCAGAUUCAAAUGGAUACGUUCCACCAGGCAACUGCAAUGCCCAAUAUAACUACUACCCGUCUUUUGCUGCUGCGCUCGUUGCCGCUAUCUUUUUUGGCGUCGUUACAUUUGUUCACAUCGCUGAGGGUAUCAAGUAUAAAAAGGGGUUCUAUUAAACUCCAUCUAGGAGUUUGGUUCUUACGCCACGAGGACAAUAAGUAUGCGGAACCAACAGAAUUCACGUCUAGCACUUAUUUCUCAAAUUCUUAUCCUCCUCACCCCGAUAUGUAAGUAGCAUCUUGUCUCCCUUUACGCACAUCCUAUUUUAACGAUCGCAAAUUAUCAACGCAUACGUCUACACACAGUUUGUAAGGGGAUAACAAGUUCGUCAACAAGUGGGGCCGCAAACAAAGCUGCCACCAAGGCGCCCGUGCACCAGAAAGCUAGGGUUGGACUCAGCUGUGGGUUCAAUCGUGGUAUCGUGGAUAUUGUGGAUAGCCUCAUCUGAAUAGCAACACAUGUUCAGUAGUGUUGCCGCGGUGGUUGUUGAUAUAACUGGCAUUUGUACGAUAUGGUUCGAAACAUAGCCACGGACGGUGCCAAUGAGAGUCGUGAAGGUCUCUUGCGGCCGUCGCUCGACCAAGCCUAUCGAUCCUCUUCCGAUUCCGACCUCGAUGCAACCCCACCUUCUACGGAGCCUUCCGAAAUGAAGCCCUUGUCGAAGCUCCGCCGGAGCUGCACCCGCCGCUCAAAAUGCUGCCUCAUGAUCGCCGUGGUGGUCAUUAUAAUCGGAAUCGUGGGUGGUGGGGGCGGAUGGUGGGUUUACAACAUGGUGCCGCUGGACGGCGAGUCGCCGCCAUGGUACCCAUCCCCACUCGGAGGAGAGAUCGACACGCCGUGGAAAGAGAGCUAUGCCAAAGCUGCGAAACUGGUUGAGAAGAUGACACUGCCGGAAAAAGUAAAUGUCUCGACCGGAGUAGGCUGGCAGAUGGGCCUCGCAGUAGGCAACACUGCACCAGCUACACAUGUCGGCUUCCCGAGCCUGGCGCUCCAAGAUGGGCCUCUGGGCAUUAGAUUUGCCGACAAUGCUACAGCAUUCCCGGCGGGGUUGACGGUUGGCGCGACGUGGAACAGAACGUUGAUGUAUGCAAGGGGGAAAGCGCACGGUCAGGAAGCGCGCUUGAAGGGCAUAAAUGUUCUCCUUGGCCCCUGCGUUGGGCCACUUGGGCGCAUGCCUGCAGGUGGCAGGAACUGGGAAGGAUUUGGAGCCGAUCCGUACCUCCAGGGCGUUGCUGCCGCCGAGACGGUCAAGGGCAUCCAGGGCGAAGGAGUCAUGGCUACAAUCAAGCACUACAUUGGGAAUGAGCAAGAACACUUUCGGCAGGCUCGGGAAUGGGCCAUCCCAAAUGCCCUCAGCUCAAACAUUGGCGACAGGACUUUGCACGAGCUCUAUCUAUGGCCAUUUGCUGAUGCCGUUAAAGCGGGCGUUGCAAGUGUCAUGUGCAGUUACCAGAUGACGAAUAACUCAUACUCUUGCGCCAAUAGCAAGUUGAUAAAUGGCAUUCUAAAAGAUGAACUCGGAUUUCAAGGAUUCGUCCAGUCCGACUGGCUGGCGCAGCGAGCUGGGGUGGCGAGUACAUUGGCAGGGUUAGACAUGAGCAUGCCAGGAGAUGGUCUUGUAUGGGCAAACGGCCAGUCGCUCUGGGGCCCUGAACUUACCAAGUCGGUUCUCAAUGGCUCUGUGCCUGUAUCUCGGUUGAAUGAUAUGGUGACCCGUAUUGUCGCAGCAUGGUACCAACUCGGACAGGAUGACGGAUCUAAAUUUGACCGAAAGGGGCCAAACUUUUCGUCGUGGACGAAUGAUGCCAAAGGACGUCUUCACCAUGGUAGCCCAGAUGACAACAGCCUUCAAAUAGUCAAUCAGUUUGUCAAUGUUCAAGGCGAAGAGGAAAAUUCCCACGCCGAAAUCGCAAAGGAGGUGGCAAUACAAGGGACGGUGUUGCUCAAAAACAGCGGCAUCUUGCCCCUUAGCCGUGUGGGCUGGCCAGAGGAUUCGACACAGGACAGGAAGUUUAGGAUUGGCAUAUUCGGGGAAGACUCUGGGCCUGGCAAUGGGCCAAAUGUUUGCGAGGAUCGUGCCUGUAACCAGGGAACUCUAGGAUCUGGAUGGGGCUCUGGGGCCGUUGAGUUUCCGUAUCUCAUUACGCCAGUUUCUGCGAUCAAGGCGGCCGUCAAUAAGGCCAAAGUCGACGUAGCCGACUCAUUGACCAACAAGGCCCCGCCAGGAAGCUCGUCGAUGCUGAAGGACGAAGAUAUUUGUAUCGUGUUCGUGAACGCUGACUCGGGCGAGGGCUACAAGAAAUCCGAUGGCAUUGCGGGCGAUCGAAAUGACCUCAAAUUACACAAGGAUGGCGAUAAGCUUGUCCAGCAGGUAACAAACGGCUGUGGUGGCGGGAAAGGCGAUACUGUUGUCGUUGUCCACGCCGUUGGCCCUGUGUUGAUGGAAAGCUGGAUUGAUCUUCCCGGCGUGAAAGCCGUGGUUAUGGCUCAUCUUCCUGGCCAAGAAAGCGGCAAUGCCCUCGUCGAUAUCCUUUUCGGCGAUGCGAACCCGAGCGGUAAACUUCCAUAUACAAUCGGAAAGAGUCUUGACGAUUAUGGGAGUGGAGCCAAGGUUCUCUAUUUGCCCAAUGCGCCGAUCCCACAGCAGAACUUCUCUGAAGGCAUCUACAUCGACUACAGACACUUUGACAAAUAUGACAUCACACCGCGCUUCGAGUUUGGAUUUGGUCUCUCCUACACCAAGUUUGAGUAUAGCGAUAUUCAAGUCACUACCGUCAAGGGGAAGUCGGCACUACCUGACCUGCGGCCAAAUGCCACAGCUCCGCCAACUUAUGAUCAAACACUUCCCGACCCCUCAUCUGCGCUCUACCCUUCUGGAUUCAGAAGGUUAGCAAAGUACAUUUACCCCUACAUCAACAACGUAUCGGGUAUUACUACAGGGUCAUAUCCAUACCCAGAUGGCUACAACACGACACAGCUGGCAUCCCAAGCCGGUGGCGGCGAGGGUGGCAACCCAUCACUUUUCGACGUCCACGCUACCGUGUCCGUGACCCUGAAAAACACUGGUGGGGUGUCCGGCGCAGAAGUUGCGCAAUUGUAUUUAUCAUACCCUAAGUCCCCAGUUCCUAGCGACUCCAUGGGUGGGAUGAGACGAGGUGGCUGGUUCGACACUGAUAUGAGUGACUUCCCGGUUAAAGUGCUGAGAGGCUUUGAGAAGAUAAAAUUGACGCCGGGAGAGGUGAAGGAUGUACACUUCAAGUUAACUCGAAGAGAUCUGAGUUUCUGGGAUGUGAGGGAGCAAAACUGGGUUAUGCCUGUUGACGGGGCGUUUACGAUAAGGGUUGGGAGUAGCUCAAGGGAUAUCAGGCUUGAAGGAAAAUUCUAAUGUGUUGGUCUGGUCUUAUGACAUGGGAAGCGGGCGUUUGGAAUCGAUACCAAAAUUAGAAGGGGUGUAUGGGAGAUGCUCCUUGAAAAUAUUGGUAGAAUGGGGAAUUUUAGUAUGUAAAUCAAUUGACAAAUAUCGUG